AUGAUUCAUUCAACACAUAGUUCUAUUCCUUCCAAUAGAAAUGAACUGAGUUCUUUCCGACGAGUAAAUUCUCCUGGACUUCCAAAUUCUUCUUUAAGAACUAGUUUCAAAAGUGAUAAUAAAAAAUUAGAAAUUGGAUUAAUUACAGAUAGAAAACCCAGCUAAAGUCCUGAAUUAAACAAAGCCAUUUCUCCUGAGAAAUAAAAGAUCUCUAAAAGAAAUGAUAGCAUUUUUGAAACAUCAGAACCAUAGGCACAACCAUUUUAGAUGGUAGAAUUUCUAAAUAAAAAUUUGAAGAUGAUCGAAAAGAUUGAAUCCGAUAAAUUAUGCUUGAAUAUAUAUAUAUCUGAGAAUGACAAAAAUUAAAUCGUAUUUACAGGGAUGAGUAAGGAGAAAGCAGCAUCUGAAGAAAAUAAAAAAGAAAUAUUAUAAAACUUAUAACAACUUUUUAAAUCUGGAAUGGAGAGAUAAAAUGAAUAUAUCAGAUUAGAAUCUUUAGAAUAACAAUUCAAUUUAGAGAAUCAUAAGUAUUAUGGAAUAAAUACUAAAAAUGUUGCCAGUUCAAACAAGAGAAUUGCAACCUAAAUAAAUGAUAAUAAAUCGAUAUUUGAUAGAUCUUUAUCAAUUUCAAGUAUAAAAGAUUUGAAAUCUUAUUCAUCUAAUAAAAUACAAAAAGACAUUGAAAUAAUAGAACAAGGAAUUAUGAAAUACAAAAUGCAAUAGAAAACAAAGUCAAAAUAAUAGCAGCCUUUUGGAUAACAUAAUUGUACUAAUACACUCAAAUCUAAAAGCUCUGUUUGUAAAAGUCCUUUAUUAAGAACUGCUGCUUCACCUUCUUGUAAAUCCUAAAGAAAAACUGAUUCAAGAGUAACAAAUAAAGCCAAAAUUAAUACCAAAUCCAUGCAUGCUUGA
Messenger RNA from Paramecium tetraurelia, 912 nucleotides. RefSeq lists its product as uncharacterized. The record is from RefSeq and is a predicted model, not a curated record. NCBI's taxonomy places the organism in Eukaryota, Ciliophora, Oligohymenophorea, Peniculida, Parameciidae. The transcript has a single exon.